UUUCUUCUACACCCAUCUCUCUCUCUCUCUCUCUCUCUCUCUCUCCAAACCAGCUAGACCAAUGGGCUAUGGUAGGCUCGGCAAAACCGAGCCUGCGUCCUCACAAUCCGAACCUCUCCCCGACCCCCAGGAUGAUGCCACAUCGCGCCCCAAUUCCCCCAGGCUCAGGCUGCUUUUCAUCUUCUCCCUUGUGUUUAUAGUGGCUUCCGCUGUCUCCGUGGGUAUCCUUUUCGGGAUCCGACCAGGCUCCCGCUCCGGAUCCGCAUCCCACCGGAGGCCCACCGCCGCGAUAUCCCGGACCUGCAGCAAGACUCGGUAUCCGGACCUUUGUGUCAACUCGCUGGUCGACUUCCCCGGCGCCCUCUCCGCCAGCGAGCAGGACCUAGUCCACAUUUCGGUCAACGUCACACUGCAGCGCUUCGGCCGGGCGCUGUACUCCAGUACGGAGAUCAACAACGUUGCCAUGGACGGGCACGUGCGGUCGGCGUACGAGGACUGCAUCGAGCUGCUGGAGGACUCGGUCGACCAGCUCUCCCGCUCGCUCACCUCGCUCUCCGGCUCCGCUCAGGACGUCAUGACCUGGCUCAGCGCCGCCCUCACCAACCAUGAUACCUGCUCCGAGGGCCUCGGGGAGGUAAGCGGCUACGUCAAGGAGCAGAUGGAGGAGCGCCUGAUGGACUUGGCCGAGCUGGCCAGCAAUUGCCUGGCGAUUUACGCCGCCGCCAAUGGGGACGACGAUUUCGCCGGCGUUCCAAUUCAGAAUCGCCGCAGGCGGAGGCUGAUGGAAUGGCCGGAGGGGUUCCCGGAGUGGUUGAGCCGGAGGGACCGAGUAUUGCUCCAGACGCCGGCGCCAACGAUUCGGGCCGAUAUAGUGGUGGCGAAAGACGGGACAGGAACGGUCACGACAAUCGCCGAGGCGAUCAAGAAGGCACCGGAGCAUAGCGAUCGCCGGUUCAUUAUCCACGUCAAGGCUGGCAAGUACGAAGAGGAUAAUUUGAAGGUGGGGAGAAAGAAGACGAAUUUGAUGUUUAUGGGCGACGGGAAGGGCAAAACGGUCAUCAGCGGCGGCAAAAGCGUGGCCGAUAAAGUAACAACUUUCCACACUGCAUCUUUCGCGGCAACCGGCACCGGGUUCAUUGCUAGGGACAUGACAUUCGAGAACUAUGCCGGCCCCAGCAAGCAUCAAGCGGUGGCGCUCCGGGUGGGUGCCGACCACGGCGUCGUCUACCGCUGCAGCAUCAUCGGAUACCAGGACACCCUCUACGUCCACUCCCAGCGCCAAUUCUACCGCGAAAACGACAUCUACGGCACCGUAGACUUCAUCUUCGGAAACGCCGCCGUCGUCUUCCAGAGCUGCAACCUCUUCUCCAGAAAGCCCAUGCCCUCCCAAAAAAACACCAUCACCGCCCAAAACAGGAAAGACCCCAAUCAAAACACCGGCAUAUCGAUCCACGGCUGCAAAAUCCUGGCCACCUCCGACCUCCAGGCCUCGAAAGCCAGCUUUCCCACCUACCUCGGCCGCCCAUGGAAGAUGUACUCACGAACAGUUUACAUGUUGUCGUCGCUUGGAGAUCACAUCCACCCGAGAGGGUGGCUCGAAUGGAACGGAGGGUUUGCCCUUGAUACGUUAUACUAUGGGGAGUACAUGAACAGUGGUCCGGGGGCCGCGCUGGGGCAGCGCGUGCGGUGGCCUGGCUACCACAUCAUCAAGUCCGAGACGGAGGCGGCCAAGUUCACGGUGGCGCAAUUUAUUUACGGGUCGUCGUGGUUGCCGGCCACCGGGGUGGCCUUCGUGGCCGGCCUCUCACCUUAAUAAAUAGUUUUUGCUUGCUUUUAAGGUGUUAUUAUAUAUAAUAUAUAAUAUAUAGAGAUGAUUAGUUCUCCAAAUCCAAAUUAAGUGGGAUGAUGGAGAAAUGUGUCUAAUUCUCAUUUUCACCAUAUAUAUUUAUAUAUGAAUAUAUGUGGAGCUACAAUCAUGCACAAUCUUGUCUUGUAAUAUUCUUUCCUUGGUGUAAUAAUUUUUAAGUGCUUCUUCUUCUU
Molecule: messenger RNA, 2040 nt
Organism: Diospyros lotus (date-plum)
Lineage: Eukaryota; Viridiplantae; Streptophyta; Magnoliopsida; Ericales; Ebenaceae
Product: probable pectinesterase/pectinesterase inhibitor 61
Exons: 3
Coding region: 62-1813 (583 amino acids)
Biological process (GO): cell wall modification
Molecular function (GO): pectinesterase activity; pectinesterase inhibitor activity
Source: RefSeq, a predicted model, not a curated record